AUGAACCGGGCCAGAAAGGUCUGGGGGCUGCAUUUUGCACUUCUUGCCGACACUGCAUCUGGAGAUUUAGUACGAGAGUCUCAUGGCAACCAAGAGUCGCGCGACGGACGAGGACUUGGAAGAGGUCGUAGCGGAAGAGGAUUUGGAAGAGGCCGUGGCGGCAGAGGUGGAGAACGAUAUCGUGGUGGAAGAGGUGGAGAAAGAAGUCGUGGGGUAAAAAGGAAAAAGGUCGUGGUGGAAGGGGCCGUGAUGAAAGAAAUGGUGACAAUGGAAGGCACAAGAACUCCAAUGGAUAUUGUAUAUAUGGAAACCAUCGUCAUGAUGCUAAUAGCCAAAGGAGUACACCAAGCAGCAAAGUUCGAGGUCAUCAACCAAUGGAGCUCAUUAAUAAAGAAUAAGAAUCUGGAUCUCUCUCUCUCUAGUCUAUUAUUUGGAAAUUCGCGCAAGACUUCAGCAUUCAUUUUUUUAAACUACCGAAAGAAAUUGUUAGAAAAAUUUUGAGAUUUGACUUGAGAAAGUGACAUACAGUGUAUCUUGUAGAAAAUAACAGUAAGAACAUUAUCAUUUUCUGCAAUCGGUGAAAUAUUUCUUUAUUUAACAUUAAUUAACGUCUUAAAUAUACAAUGAAAUAAUUUGGUUUUCAUUCACAAAUCCGAUAGACACUGGCAAAAUGCGCGAACAUUAGCGCGCAUUGAACGAAUCCGCACAUAAUAUUAUAACUACGUUAACAAGUUUAUUUCCCUGUGU
Messenger RNA from Nasonia vitripennis (jewel wasp), 747 nucleotides. RefSeq names its product 40S ribosomal protein S2-like. Bases 1 to 501 code for a protein of 166 amino acids. NCBI's taxonomy places the organism in Eukaryota, Metazoa, Arthropoda, Insecta, Hymenoptera, Pteromalidae. The record is from RefSeq and is a predicted model, not a curated record. The transcript is spliced from 3 exons.